Molecule: messenger RNA, 1014 nt
Organism: Zasmidium cellare ATCC 36951
Lineage: Eukaryota; Fungi; Ascomycota; Dothideomycetes; Mycosphaerellales; Mycosphaerellaceae
Exons: 3
Coding region: 1-1014 (337 amino acids)
Source: RefSeq, a predicted model, not a curated record
AUGGCACCUGCAGUCCCCUUGAGCUUGAGCAACUUUUGGACAUCACAGAGAUGUGUAAAGCUUCCCAUUCCAACGAAAUCGUUCGCCGGGAAGACAGUGAUCGUCACAGGUUCCAACAGUGGAAUGGGCCUGGAAGCAGCCAGGCACAUUGUCCGUCUUGGAGCAGAGAAGACAAUUCUUGCAGUCCGGAGCCUGGAACGAGGUCAAGUCGCAGCUCAAUCGAUUCAAGAGACAACACACUGCUCGAAAGAUGCCAUUGAGGUCUGGCAGGUCGACUUAGCCGACUACAGCUCGAUCAAAGCGUUCGCAGAGCGAGCCAACACUCUCCGCCGUCUGGAUGUCGUUGUUGAGAACGCUGGUACUCUGACGUACAAGUAUCAAGAAAUCGAUGGCGAUGAAAGCUGUGUGAGGAUCAAUACCCUUGGAACGUUGUUCAUGGCGUUGACGCUGCUUCCGAAACUUCGAGCCACGGCGGAGGAGUUCGAUACGGAUGUCGUGUUGACGUUCAAUGGUUCUUGGAUGCACUGGACAACCGAUUUUCCGGAGCAGAACGCGGAGAAGAUCUUCGAGGAGCUGGCUGAUGAGAAGAGUGCUCGGAUGGCUGAGAGAUACCCAACCUCCAAACUCAUCCUACUCCUUGCGUUCCGCCAACUUCACGCCCAACUGAGGCAACCAUCAAAAGGCCACAUUAUCACCUCAUACGUGAACCCAGGAGGCGUCGCCACCGACAUCACUCGAGAGAUGAAUGGCUUUCUUUCGAGCAUAUUCCUCAAGGUCUUGGCCAAAACGUUCCUUCGAACCGCAGAGGAAGGUGGAAGAACGUUGGUGCAUGCCGCUGAGGGAGGCCGAGAUACGGAUGGCAAGUAUUUGGACGAUUGUAGGUCGGAUCGGCCUGAGGUUGUUUCGCCGUUCGUGACGUCGGAGCGAGGAGAGAAGAUCGCGGUUAAGGUCUGGAAAGAGGUGUUGGAAAGGUUCGAAAGUGUCCAGCCCGGCAUCUCCAAGAAUUUUCGAUAA